Symbiodinium pilosum is the source of this 507-nucleotide messenger RNA. Lineage: Eukaryota; Dinophyceae; Suessiales; Symbiodiniaceae. The record is from the annotation of a GenBank genome assembly.
AUGGCGUCCUGUGAGCUCAAAGGUGAACUUGGUGUUAGAACUCGAAGUGCAGAGCAAGUACAGUUGAAGCUGGAAGGUGCUCCCGCAAGAGCCACGCAGCACUUUCUUUCGCUGACUCCGCUUCCAAGGAACUGCAAGUUCCUGGUGGUCGGCAAGAACAUCUUCCUGGAGGUCCUCAAGGAGUGCCUGGAGAUGAUGAGGUUCUUCAACAUCAACCUGCCUGGCCUUAGCAGGCUGGAGUAUACCAAUGGUGUCCAUCCGUGCGUCUACUUCCAGGAACGGGUUUUCCCACCAGGGUUCGAUUUCAUGAUCGAGGGCAUCGUGUCUGCUGAGCCUGCUGCCUUUUUGAUCAGGAACGGCGCAGUGCAGUUUCAGCGGCACAAGUACGCGAGUGAGAAUUGGGCGUAUGCAUACCGACACACGCCCUUGGCACCUUCCCGCCUACCGGAGCGCUGUUUGGGAGUUUACGGAAAGUUUGACGAAGUUGAGGUUGCACUUGUUCCUUGA